AGGCCAGGCCAGGUUGGAAGGUUAACCUUUUAAUUCAGAAAGGUGUGUGGAGAACUAGUGGCUUCGGGGAAAGAAAGACCCUGGGUGUUAAAGAAGCCAGGACCCUGAGAGGCAGUAGCCUCGCGUACUUGGAAGACUCGCCUUGAGGAUGGGUGACCCAGCAGCAGCAGCUGCAGUCUGAUUACUGGAGUGCGGAUAAACUGAGUUGCCCAAUCGCCCGCCACCUCGGCCCCUCUGCCCCUCCACGCCUCUCCGGACCUCGAGUCCGCCAGUGGCCCGCGAGCCGGGCUGGGCGUGCGUGUGGCUGCGCGCGCGGCUCUGUGCGCGCUUGAGUGUGUGUGCGCAGCCCGCUCGCAGAGACUAGCCGCCGGGACCCACGCGCCACCGCCGGCCUCGCGCCCGCCCGAGCGCGGUGUCUCCCGGCAGCCGCCGCCUCAGCCUCGGAGCCCGCGCACCUGGCGCCCGCGGCCCGCCCGCUCGGCCCUACGCUGCCGUCUUUACCUCAGCUCAAAGUUUCCUCCGCACGGACACCUUCGCGAAGGGCUGGCCCGGAGAAGGGUUUCUGAAGCUGUGCCUUGGACUUGUCCUUCCUCACAGCCUCGAGCGUCUACCAUUCCCUUCCCCUCUCGCCCCCCCCCCCCAUCACCCUGGGAGUUCCGGGGAGCCAAGACAAGGGGGUGUUGCCGAGAUAGACACGGGCGGCCGCCACUGAGAAAAAAAUCAUCUGCUUUUUUUUUUUUUUGCCGGAGAAUUAUCUGACAGGCCUAUGUGGGGAUUAAAGAGGAAGGGUACAUAGCAAGCCAAGUUGGCCAAGCAGGGGCCGGGAAGCCGACCUGUCGGGGUGCGGGGAAGCGUCUCCCCCAUCUGGGUUUGUACCCGUGUCCGCCGCCGCCCAGGCCCCGCGACCCCCCUGAAGACGAAAAGCUGCCGGGCGCUGAGGCGGGAAGUCCCGCCGGAGCCUCGGGACUUGGAUGCGCCGCGCUGUCGCGUCUGGAUCUGAGGAACCUGAAGGAGAAUCGACGCGUCUCCAGGGAGCUUAUUGGAGAUAAUUUCAAGAUGUAGAAUCCUUAUAUGCGAACUGACCCACUUGAAUUUGAAGCACCCACUUUGAAAUUACUUCCUGUCAUGGUAGGAAUCAAACAGUGCCAUCAAGAGCUGCAUCAUGAACUGCUUGGACUUCUAAAUUGUCCAGUGGAUUUUCAAUCACACAGCCUUCAAACAAGAGUUUUGAGACAUUCAGAACACAACAGACGGUGUUUGCCACCAGCAUGAGCCCAACAAGUCAAACUGGUGAUAUGUGCAAAGCAGAAUGCAGCUUUCAAGGUUCAAUUCAAGCAGCUGGCUUGUGGAACUCUGAGAGAUGCUGCUGCCCAUGAUGUGUUGGAACUAUCAUGUUCAACAAUCCAGUUUGGAUUUCACCCAGUGGCCAAGAGCUUUGCAUGGUAGACCGCAAGGGUUGGAUUUUUAAAAGAAGUAAAUCAGGCUCCUGACCAAGGUGUAGACUAAGAGGUGGAGUCAUGCUUCACACGGCCAUAUCAUGUUGGCAGCCAUUCCUGGGUCUGGUUGUGAUGUUAAUCUUCAUGGGGUCCACUAUUGGCUGCCCUGCUCGCUGCGAGUGUUCUGCCCAAAACAAAUCUGUUAGCUGCCAUAGACGGCGGUUGAUCGCCAUCCCAGAGGGCAUUCCCAUUGAGACCAAAAUCUUGGACCUCAGCAAAAACAGACUAAAGAGUGUCAACCCUGAAGAGUUUAUAUCCUACCCUCUCCUGGAGGAGAUAGACUUGAGUGACAACAUCAUUGCCAAUGUGGAGCCAGGAGCAUUUAACAAUCUCUUUAACUUGCGUUCUCUCCGCCUAAAAGGCAAUCGCCUGAAGCUGGUCCCUUUGGGGGUCUUCACGGGGCUAUCUAACCUCACCAAACUUGACAUUAGUGAGAAUAAGAUAGUCAUUUUGCUGGACUACAUGUUCCAGGAUCUGCAUAACCUGAAGUCUCUAGAAGUGGGGGACAAUGACUUGGUUUAUAUAUCACACAGGGCCUUCAGUGGGUUGCUUAGCUUGGAGCAGCUCACCCUGGAGAAAUGCAACCUAACAGCUGUACCAACAGAAGCCCUCUCCCACCUCCGCAGCCUCAUCAGCCUACAUCUGAAACAUCUCAAUAUCAACACUAUGCCCGUGUAUGCCUUUAAGAGAUUGUUCCACCUGAAACACCUAGAGAUUGACUAUUGGCCUUUACUGGAUAUGAUGCCUGCCAACAGCCUCUAUGGCCUCAACCUCACCUGUCUUUCAAUCACCAAUACCAACCUGUCCACUAUACCCUUCCUUGCCUUCAAGCACCUAGUGUAUCUGACGCACCUUAACCUAUCCUACAAUCCCAUCAGCACUAUUGAAGCAGGUAUGUUCUCUGACCUGAUCCGCCUCCGGGAGCUUCACAUAGUCGGGGCCCAGCUCCGCACCAUUGAGCCUCACUCCUUCCAAGGGCUCCGUUUCCUUCGCGUGCUCAACGUGUCUCAGAACCUACUGGAAACUUUGGAAGAGAAUGUCUUCUCCUCCCCGAGGGCUUUGGAGGUCCUGAGCAUUAAUAACAACCCACUGGCCUGUGACUGCCGUCUCCUCUGGAUCCUGCAGCGGCACCCCAAUCUGCAGUUUGGGGGCCAGCAGCCCAUGUGCGCUGGCCCAGAUACCAUUCGUGAGAGGUCAUUCAAGGAUUUCCAUAGCACUGCCCUUUCUUUUUACUUCACCUGCAAAAAACCCAAAAUACGUGAAAAGAAACUACAGCACCUGUUGGUGGAUGAAGGGCAGACAGUCCAGCUGGAAUGCAAUGCUGAUGGAGACCCUCAACCUGUGAUUUCCUGGGUGACACCCCGAAGGCGUUUUAUCACUACCAAGUCCAAUGGAAGAGCUACAGUGUUGGGUGAUGGCACCCUGGAAAUCCGUUUUGCCCAAGAUCAAGACAGUGGGAUGUAUGUUUGCAUCGCUAGUAAUGCUGCUGGGAAUGACACCUUCACUGCCUCCUUGACUGUGAAAGGAUUCACUUCAGACCGCUUCCUAUAUGCGAACAGGACCCCUAUGUACAUGACCGACUCCAAUGACACCGUUUCUAAUGGCACCAAUGCCAAUACUUUUUCCCUGGACCUUAAAACAAUACUGGUGUCUACGGCCAUGGGCUGUUUCACUUUCCUGGGGGUGGUUUUAUUUUGUUUUCUCCUCCUUUUUGUGUGGAGCCGAGGGAAAGGCAAACACAAAAACAGCAUUGACCUUGAGUAUGUGCCCCGAAAAAACAAUGGUGCUGUUGUGGAAGGGGAAGUGGCUGGAGCCAGGAGGUUUAACAUGAAGAUGAUCUGAGGGUCUACCAUGCACACUCUGUUUUCUGUGUCACUGUUGGUUGCCAGCCAGGCAGCCUGGCACAGUAAACUACUGGGUUACAAGGCAGCUUAGAGUAGCUGCCCCUGUGUCAAAGUAGGGUCCAUGGAAGCAGGAGGACUUCUUAUGGGGACUCUCCAUCUAGAGGCAGGCAGGCAUGUAUCAGAGCCCUUCACACAGUGGGAUACUAAUUGUUUGCAUUGCAAAUAUUGGCAUUCUGGGGAUCUCAGUAAUGAACCUGAACCUUUGGCUCAUGCUCAUGGACAAUUACUCAACAUUUUCUACCACUGCAAAAA
Erinaceus europaeus (western European hedgehog) is the source of this 3652-nucleotide messenger RNA. RefSeq names its product leucine rich repeat and Ig domain containing 2 (gene LINGO2). Gene Ontology annotation, molecular function: protein binding. The transcript has 7 exons. The coding region runs from base 1518 to 3338 and encodes 606 amino acids. Lineage: Eukaryota; Metazoa; Chordata; Mammalia; Eulipotyphla; Erinaceidae. The record is from RefSeq and is a predicted model, not a curated record. Gene Ontology annotation, cellular component: plasma membrane.